CAUGAGUGCGUGGUGGCCCGGCCGGCUGGCAUCGAGCGGUCUGUCUGUCUGGAAGGGGAAAGGGGUUUUUAUUCCGUCGCCAUGAGUCCUGUCGUCUACUACCGCCUCUUGACACCUUUGCUCCUGCUCGGUUUUGUACAGGUAAUAUUGACAAAGAGAUUUGCGGUGAAAGAAGGAACAAAAAUAUGUUUGCUGGCUGAAUUCUCAGCUAACUUUUCAGUCAGAUUUGAAAACAUCGCUAAAGAGCAGGUUAUAGUUUUGUUCUCUAUGCCAGAAAAUGCAAAAGAAAGCCCAAAAAGUAAUUGUAAUAAGAUGAUUGCACCGCUACUGGUCGUCAGCUUUAAAAAUGGUCAUUCUCUCAGCAUGAAUUUUUCAAGGAACAACGGAUCAUACAAAAUGGAAGAAAUGGCUAUUACUCUCAAUAUGAGUGACAGUUCACUGUUUCCUAAUUCAAGUAAAAAUUUAUUCACCACUUCAGCACCUUCGAACAUCAGUGCAGCACUGAAUACAACGUACACCUGCAUGCAUGAUUCCAUCAUAUACAUGGAUAAAGUAAACGUAACACUGAGUAAGGUCCGGUUGGAAGCUCUACCACUUGCUGAUAACUUCAGUAAAAUUAUAACAGAAUGCUCUGCUGAUGUGACUCCAUCUCCACCUCCCACAACAACGGUCACCACUGUGGCUCCAACUGUAACACCUGAUAUACGAAAACCUACUCAAGGAAGAUAUAAUGUAACCAAUAUCAAUGGGACCUGCUUACUUGCAGCGAUGGGACUACAGAUUAAUAUUACUGGCAAUAAGACUACAACAAAAGUUUUUAACAUUAAUCCCAACGAAACCCAAGCAAGUGGAAACUGUAGCACAGAUCAUGCGUACCUUCAACUGACAGAUUCAAGCACCAUACUGAUUUUUCAUUUUGUUGUGAAUACUAGUUUCAACAAUUCUUACCUGAAAGGGAUCUCAAUUUCAAGCAGUGUUCCACCACAAGGAAAGAAGUUUGAGGCUGAAAAUACCAGUCUGCACUACUUGCAGACUUCUUUGGGCAAAUCUUACAUGUGCCAAGCUGAACAAGUUCUCCAAGUAACCCCAGACUUUUCCAUCAAUGCAUUUGAUUUCCAUGUGCAGCCAUUUAAAGUAAAUAAUUCAAAAUAUGGAAUGGCUGAAGAAUGCCAAAUGGAUAAAGAUGGCAUGUUGAUCCCAAUCAUAGUUGGUGCAGCUCUUGCUGGCCUUGUGCUGAUUGUGUUGAUUGCAUAUCUAAUUGGAAGAAAGAGAAGCCACGCUGGAUAUCAAACCAUCUAAUCUUGCAUAGAUUUAGCUAUUCCACCUCUUUAACUAAUGCUAUCUCAAAGAAAUGCAUACACAUGCUCUCCUGGAAUCUUGGGGAUGGACCUGCAUUAAAGGGAGUUAAGAGAAAAAUGUUUACUGACAAAUGGAAUCCUCUGCCUGACAACUUGAUUCUAAUUGUAUGUUUUUAACAGAAUAUGGUGAAAUAUUUCCCCCAUUCCUGCCAUCCCUAGGUGUUGACAUGGGUAUGUCAGUGCAUUACAUUGUAUAACCAUGGAGCUGGGGAAUAGUUAAAAUGGUGGCUACAUGCAAUGUGAAAGCUAAGGGCCACAGUGAAUAAGAAUGUAAUGUUGCCAGGAGGGGAUUUACACAUUUAAUUCAGGUUGUGAGGGAGUGGCAUCUGUACACCUACUUUAAAUAUUAGUGUUUCUUCAUCUUUUUUUUUGUCCUAAGUGGAUGUGCAGUGGGUUAAAUAGAGGUCAGGCUUAUUUACACUAUGGAGUGCAGCCAAACAAGGGAGGCCUGGUUUUCCAUAAAGGCUAUGCUGAUAUAGUGUAAGAGCACGUUAACAGGUCUGUUUGUGGCUAAAUUAUAACAUUUUCAAAUUCUACUGUGUAACCAGGAGUGUUAAUUCUUACUUUACAAUAUUGUAAUGGUGUGUUGUGCUAAAGUGGGUUUUUUUUUGUCCAAUAAACUUCACAAGGAUGUGUCUUUAUGUAUGCAUUAACACAAUGUGCCUGUAAGUUGGGUUUCUUGCAAAUUAUGCUCCCUUACCUCCUGCCCCUGCCUAUUUCCCUCCUCCAAAAAAAAUUGGUAAGUUAGCAGCUGGCACAUUACUAAGAUUUUAGUUUGAUUUUGAGUAUGAUUUAAUCAUUGGAAUGAGACCUUUAAAAAUGAGCAUAAUCUACUCCUUGAUGUUUUUAUUUCCAUAAAAAUAUUACCCUGAAGUGCAGAUUGUGUUGCAGUGUUUGAACUUUCCAAAAUAACACGACACUGCUGUUGGGCUUUUUUAGCCUUUAACUAACAUUUCAAAUUACACAAUGAUUGUCUUAUCCAUUUAAAAUAUAUUGGGGUGAACAGCUUUAUCUGUAAAAAUCCUGCAACAGCUUCAGUAAUUGCUGAUAAAUUAACCUAGACAGAUGCUGAUUAAAUUCAGAACUAACUGGUUUGGAUGAUAAGCACCUGGUGUGUGAACUGUAAACUCAAAAGAUGUUGGUUGGAGUAAAGGUUGCUCUGAAGCAUUUAACAUGCACUGUUUUUGCCAGUACUUACGAGGUGCAUAAUUUGAGCUUAGGUUAUAUUAAAAAUGUUUAAAAAUCUGGUUUACAUAUUUAAACAUUUGGGUUGUUUGUAAGCUGGUGGUCAGGGAUGUUAGGUGGUGUAUAUUGAGUGCUUUGCAAAUACUAGGAGCUGGCACUCUCCACUUUUUUUUUCUCCAGUUCGGUGUGCAUUUUUGUGGCUGCACCUUUUAAGGCAUGUCUUAGCGUAUAUAUAAAAAAAAAUCCAGCCUUCUGGUUGGCUGUGCGUAAGAGCUUGUUUGGGAUAUUGACUGACACUUCGCACAUAAAGGAGAAUGCAUUAUCUUUUAACUGUGCUAAUAAAUACUUUGUUUCUGAAAGGGCUAUGUGCUUAGUUUCCCCUCUUCUAUUAAAGGCAUUUGGCCACCACCCCCAGUUGGAUUACAAAGGGAAUCUUAACUCUGACACAUUAAAACAAAGAGCAUUUUUUUAGGGUGAAAACGCAGUUUCUAAGAUUGUAAUUUUUUGCUUUCCCUACUAUUUCCCAAUACAUUCUUGACAGUGUAAUAGCAUUAAGCUUGAGAUUUGCUUGGAUGAUUUUCUACACCAUAUUGGGGCCUUUUUAUUUCAUGAGAAAUUAUUUCAAAGUUAAAUUUGUCCUGUUUUCACACUGUUCCAUUCCUUUUUUUGUACUUUCCAAUUUUGAGUUCUGUAAUUCAGAUUGAUGUUGGAGAUGAAAUUUUUUCUGACGUACUUAUGCACCAAUAAAAUUGUUUCUUUUGUCUGCCAGA
Messenger RNA from Hypanus sabinus (Atlantic stingray), 3313 nucleotides. RefSeq names its product lysosomal associated membrane protein 1a (gene lamp1a). The record is from RefSeq and is a predicted model, not a curated record. Gene Ontology annotation, cellular component: membrane. The transcript has 9 exons. Lineage: Eukaryota; Metazoa; Chordata; Chondrichthyes; Myliobatiformes; Dasyatidae. Bases 82 to 1299 code for a protein of 405 amino acids.